AUGAAUGCUGACUUUAUGAGACUGCUAUAGGAGCAAGUCAAUAAAAAACUAUAAGAUUAUAGACCAGACUAGGAGAGCUAAAUGAGUCAAGAGAGCUAAGACAAUAAGUCCUCAUAGGGCUCAAUCUCGAAUUCAUUUUUUGAAAACUAAGAUGAAUGUAAUUCAAAGGCCAAUAACUGCGAAGUUACAAAUGAAACUUUUUCUUAUUAUGACUAUGAUCAAUACAUGCCUACAGAACCGCAGGUUAAAUAACCUUAAAUUGGUGGAGAAUUCGGUCAACAAGAAUAGAGAACUCAAAAUAUCACCAGUAACGAUGAAAGAGAAUCCUUUCAAUCAUUUUUUCAAACUGCAGAUAUUUUUAAAGGCAAGAUUUCCUCAUCUUUGAAUCAAGAUGACUAAUCACAAAAUCCUGAUACUAUUCUUUAACAUCUAAUGCAGAGAGGUAGCUAACUGUCUAAAUAAAGCAAUAAGCAGGAAUCUCAAGAAUGGGAUAUUGGUCUUAUUAAGUUCAGAUAAACAAUUAUUGGUUUUUUAAUAGGUCCAUGUAAAGAUUAUGAGCAUCAAAUGCUAGGCAAGUCUAAAGCAACUGGAAGUGUAGCCACUACAAGGAAAAAAGAGGCAACUUAAAGCUUGAUUUCAACUAGCUUUAUGAAGUCUAGAAACGAUAAAAAGCGAAAACGUGAAGUCAUUGAAAAACUAGAGUUGAUAUACUAAAAGAUACAUUCUAAAUUGGAUAAUCCUUUUAAGACAGCAAAGAAAGUUAGCUCCAUAGAUGAAGUAUGGAGAAAAAUGCCUCCAUAAUAGUAAUCUGGCUACAUAAAUGCCUUCGUUAUCCUUAGACCAAUUUUGAAAAAGGCUGUUAAGUAAUAAGAUAAAGUCUAGAGAGCUAUCUCAAUGCUUAUCAAAUCAGGGAUCUUUUCUAAAAAGAACAUUUAACAAGGAGCCAAUCAAGUAGAUGGGAUACCAUAUAUUUCCCAUCAAGAUGCAAUCAAACUUCUAGAGAUGGAGGUCUCUCUGGCAAAUAUGAAUGAUAAGAUAAAUAGUGUAUUCUUACGAACAAAGGAGAACUUAGAUGUCUAUCAGCAAAGAGUUUAGAAAAUUCUAGACCUUACCCGAAGAAACUCUUCAGGUAUAUUAGACAAAUAAUAAAUUCCAGGAGCAAAUGCUCAGUCAAUUACUCUGGGUCUGACUUUUUCACCAUUAACUGUUGGUUCUACUUCAUCCAUGACUUACACUGUUACUCCAAGUUCAUUUUCUUUUGCAACUGGUGAUGAAUUAUUGUUGACAUUUCCUACUUCAAUGGUGGGUUCUCUGAUCACAACUGCAACCUGCUAAUCAGGAGCUUCAAGUCAAUACACAAUUACUUGUUCGUAUACGACAAACACUAUAAGAGUAGCAAUUACAAUAGUCACUACAUCUCCUUCAUAAUUUAGGAUGACUAUUAGUAACGGAUAUCAAAACCCAACAUCUGCUCAGAAAAUUUCUUCAAUUAAAGCAGAUAUUUAUAGAAGUAGUUCAGUUUAUGCGACAAGAACCUCUGGUAGUGUGUCAUUUACAGCAGCUGUUAUGACUACUGCCUCACUAGAAUCUUCUAGUAAGAUAGUAUCAUUUACUCCUAAGAAUCCAUUGCCAAGCACAGGCUACUUGAUAUUUUCUUUGCCCUUUUAUACAUCAACCAGUGAUCACAUGAUAACGACUACUUCCCCUACUUGCGCUUCUGUUACAGGAAUGAGUAGUUCAAUAACCUGCACUUAUGACACAAAUUCGAGGUUUCUUACUGUGAAGAAUCCAGUUAGUUCUUCGACAUCAGGCAGCUCUUUAACAUUUUCGAUUUACCCCUUUAAGAACCCAUACAAUGCCAAGAAGAAAUCAUCUUUCAAAAUUACAACUCUUGAUAAGGAUAAUUAUGAAAUAGAUUCAGUUAGUAGUUUAACUUUGCAAGUUACUGACUUCGCUACAUUCAAUAGUGUAGAAAUCUACAGAUAUGAUGGAGUUAUGACAGUAGAAGAAACAUCAAUCCUGAAUUUUGUACUCAGCCUUAGUUUUCCAGUUGAUGCUAGCUGUAGACUUAGAAUUGAUUUUCCUACUGAUUAACCCUUAACAAGUGACUUAGUAAAUAUAUUUGGUGAUGAAUCCAUUAUAAAGACUGAAGGUUCUACCUCAAUUACUAAUAGUGCUCCAACUUACUUUACCUAUGAUGGAUGUCCUAAUUUCAUUUCAACCACCUAGUCUUAAGGAAUGUAUGUAUACUUGGAAAGCGUUUUAAAUGCUGGUAAAGUCAAAGAUACCAGUACUUUUACAAUUAAACUUUACGCACUUGAUUCUGGAGUUGAAUAUAAUAUUGCGGAAAUCACUGCUGGACUAAUUAUAACUAAGGACAUGCUGUCCACAGGUUCGAUUGCAAGCUUCAAAUUGACUGCUGCAACAACUACAGUAUCUGCCACCUCUUUAUAUACACUUGAGAUUUAGCCAUCGCAUUCAAUCCCAGCAAGUUCAAAAAUCAAAGUUAAAUUCCCAACUAGUAUUUCUUUACAGAAUAUAAUCUGUACUGUAUCAACCGUUACUACACCAAUAAGCACUGGGUCAAGUUGCCUAGUUAGCAGUAAUGUUCUCACUUUGACGAAUCCAUUUGGAUCCUCAACCUUUACAAAAGGUGGAUCAGCUUUCUCGUUUAUGUUUAGUAACGGAGGUACUAAUCCAGACUCCGUAAGAGAUGCGGGUACAUUUACUGUGUCAACCUAUUAUACUGAUUCAGGCAUUGACUACGGUAUUGAUUCCUCCGAUUUCACUAAUGUCUUUACUCCCACAGCUGCAGUUCUUACUGCUGUUGUGACCCCAGCUUCCCUUGUCGCUUAUAAUAGUCCAACAGACUAUGCUUUUGCAAUAACUCCUGUCUAGACUAUACCAAUAGGAGGAAAGAUUAAAGUAGUAUUUCCUACUGUGAUCACUGGAACUUCCAUUACUACAUGCACUUUAUCUAUUAGUGGAAGCUCCCCGACAUGUACGGUCAGCUCAACAUCCCCACUAACUGUAUCUAUAACUGGUGGAUUCACAACAGCUUACACCGCUAAGACAACUCCUUUCACUCUUACUCUUGGUAAUUUAAGAAAUCCAAGAACAACUGCUGUUACAAGUUCUUUCACCAUUACAACUACCGAUUCUUCAGAUAAUAAAAUAGCUGAAGCUUCAACUGGAAUUACAGUUUAGAUGACUCAAGUCCCAGAUAUCACAUCAUUCGCAGUGGCUCAAGCAAGCGGUGUUAAUGGAGCUGCCACUGACUACACAUUCACGGUUACAUCACCUAUUCCACAGCUCUCAACUGAUAAGAUAACCUUCACUUUCCCAACUGAGAUCACUGUUCCAGGUUCAAUUACAUGCGCUACUGUUUCUAAUGUUGGAGCAAUAUCUUGCGCAGUAUCUGGAAGCACAGUCACUGCAACAUUUACAUUCUCUGGAGGUACUCUAGCAGCAAGCACUGCCUUCUCAUUCAAAGUGUCUUCUAUUACUAACCCUCCCAGUACAGCCCCGACAUCUGCUUUUACUGCAGUUGAGAUGAGAGAUACUAGCGAUGGAAAACUUGCAGGAUUUUCAGGUACAGUAUUGGUCACAGAUACAACUCCAGCAACAAUUACGACUAAAUCCUUAGAUUAAGCUAUAUAUACCUUGAGCACAGCAACCACUUAUACAAUCACAUAUACAACUAUGAAUGCUAUGGCAGCUGGAGGUGCUUUCAAAGUUACUUACCCAUCAACUGUUAGUUCAGAUGGAUCAAUCACCACUUGCAAUGUUAUCUACAGCUCUGUAACAUAUUCAAUGAGCGGCUGCACAGUCGAUACUACUAAUAAGAUCAUUUCUAUUCCGACAGGUUUUACACAAGCAGUAGCAAAGGGAGAUUCUAUUAAAGUCUAGUUUGGGCCAAUAACUAAUCCGAGUACAAAUAAACCCACAACUUCUUCAUUCUCAAUACAAUCAUACACAUCAUCAACAUUUGUCUAUACAUUUGAUCUAGCAACAACAGAUUUACUUCCAAACUUUGAUUGUACCUAUCCAUGCAAUACUUGCAAUACUGGAUAGAAAACUCAGUGCCUUACUUGCAUACCAUUUGCUACCGAUCCAGCCUUUCCAUAUUACUAUUCGACUGGACUUUCAUGUUUAGUAAUAUGUCCUGAUGGUACCUACAAUGACAACUAUAUUUGCAAAGCUUGUCCAACUGAGUGCAAGACUUGUUCAAGUGCUACAGUAUGCAUUACUUGUGAUACCACAGGCAACUAUCCCUACUUCUCAAGUAACUGGUGUGUUUCAUUGUGCCCUACAGGAUAAUGCUCAUAAAACUUUAUUUGCACAUCAACUUGCACUGCAUCUCAGUUCACGAGUAUUACCAUAGUUCCUAGUCCGACUGCAAUCAAUUCAGUCGGGACAACACUCACAAUCACUGCUUAACUAGACACAAGUGGAUCAAGUUCUAGAACUACUUACAAGACAGGAGAUAUCCUAUACUUUAAUAUUCCAUCUCCUGGCUCUUUCACAGCUGCCACUGGUACAUCAUAUUGCACAGCGAGUGCAGUGACAGUUCUCACAACAACUGUUCUUUCAGUUUCUUCCUGCUCAAUCAACUCAAAUUCAUUCUAGCUUAAGGUCGGAACUAUCUCUGGAUCACCAUCUAAGCUUGUAAUGACUGUACAGAAAUUCAAUAAUCCAGCUUCAAGCUGUGAUAUUACAUCUGUAGCAGCAUAGUUGCUUGAUAGCACAGGAAAUACUUAAGCUUAAUAUUCAACUGGUAAAGUUACAGGAUUUACGGGAGGCACAAUAACAACAGCUCUACUUAGUUCAAGUUCACAAAUAGUUGGGUCAUCAGGCAAUACGUUGACAGUAUCAUUCGCUGUAGUGAAUGCUUUGACAGCCGGAGGAACAAUCAAGCUGAUAUUCCCAUACUGGAAUCCUAGCUCAUCUACUAAAUUACAUAUGAUAUCAAGUCCAACUUGUACUGGAGUAGAAUUCCUUUCAGGAUCUUUGACAUGCACAUAUGAUACUGCAACUUUGACUUUGUCUAUCACUACAACUUCUGCUGCUCCCACAGCAACUGUGAUUAGCUUUACAGUUACAGGCUUUAGGAAUCCAUACAAUGGAAUAGCUAAAAGUGGUUUCACUCUAUCAACAUAUGAUUCAACAUCUUGCGUGGUUGAAUCGAUAACAACUCUAACAAUUCAAACAAAUACAAUGGCUACACUUACAAGUGGAGCAAUAAGCAGAGUUGAUGCUAUCUCUACUGUUGAAGAGCUAUCCACAAUGAAGAUGACAUUCGUUCUUGAUUUACCUACUGACAUAUCAUGCAAACUUGUUAUAGGGUUUCCAGCAGAUUAGCCCGUGACAUCUGCUUUAGCAUCUUUUGCAUCAGGAACCAAUAUACUUAGCACUGUGGCAUCAACAACAACUGCAACAAAAGAUACAGCAGCUUAGACAGCAACUAUCACUGGCUGCUCCGCAUACGCUGAAAGCGGCUUAACUUCAGCAGUCAACCUUGUCCAACUCUUUAACACACCUUACAAAAAAACAACAAGCACUUUCUCCCUCUAAUUAUAUGCAUUAGUUGGCAGUACUUCCUACAAUAUUGCUGAGCUAACAACAGGAAUCACAGUAGCAGAUACUAUACUAGCAACUGGUACUGUCACUGGGUUUGUCCUUACACCUACCUCCACUGUGAUUAAUGAAUAAACUACAUAUAAACUAACGUUUAAGCCGUCGCAUAGUAUCCCUACUAAUUCUAAAAUUAAGAUAACUUUUCCCUCUUCCAUGGUUAUGACUGAUGCCUCUUGCACUCUUUCAAGUGUGACAUUAGCCAGUCUUAAUCCAUCUGCCUGUGAAAUGAGUUCUAAUGUUCUCACUUUGACGAAUCCAUUUGGAUCCUCAACCUUUACAAAAGGUGGAUCAGCUUUCUCGUUUAUGUUUAGUAGCGGAGGUAAGAACCCAAGCAUUAUUGCAGACGCAGGAACUUUCAUUGUUCAAACAUACGCAACUAUUCUCUCAGUAGAUUAUCCAAUAGAUGAGUCAUCAUUUACGAAUGUAUUCACACCAACUGCUACCUUGCUAAAAGCUACUUUGACAACAAUAUCUAGCUAUGUUACUAAUGCAUAACCCUCAUCCUACACAUUCACAAUAACUCCAAAGAGUGAUGUUGCCUCGGGUUCAUAACUGAAAUUUAUUUUCCCUACUUAAAUUUAGCUUACUGAUUCAGGUACCUCAGUAACACCAAUUACCACAACUAUUUCUGGCACUACUCGAACUCUAAGUGGCUGCACUACAACUAGUGUAAGUGGCCUAGUAAAUGUAAUUUGUUCUGAUCCUUUUACAUCUGCAUUCAAUGGAGGAGGAACAGGAUCAUUCACAAUUACAUUAGGAGGAAUGAAAAAUCCAAGAAGCUUAGCAGUAACUGACUCAUUUGAGAUUUUUCUAAAAGACUCAUCUGGUGGGGAUCUAGAGGUAAUUUAAACAGGAAUUACUGCUACUAUGUUGACACAAUCAGAUAUGGUUCUAUUCAAAGCAGUCCCUGACAGCUUUGUGAAUGGGGCUUCAGCUACUUAUGAGUUUACUAUCUAAUCAUCUUAAGCACUUUCCAAUGGUGAUUACAUUUCAUUCCUAUUGCCAACUGAAAUAACUCUACCAACAGGCACUCUAACUUGCACAGCUGUGACUAAUAUUAUAACAGUAACUUGUUCAAAAAUAUCAAGCAGCAAAGGAAUCAAAGCUGCUUUCACUUUCUCAGGAGGAUAAUUAGUCUCAGGUAAUUAAAUAGUUUUUAAAGCAGGACUUCUAUCAAAUCCCCCUAAUACUUAGGAAUCAACUGAAUUCGAUUCAAUAUAACUCUAUGAUAAAACCAACAGUGCACUUGAAACAUACAAUGACCCAGUUACUAUUACUAUGACAACUCCAGCAACUGUAACUACUAAAUCAUUAGCCUAAGGGGUUUCAUCCAGUAGUGUUGCAACUACCUAUACAAUUACUUAUAGUAAUGUAAACAAAAUGGCUGCAAAUUCUGCUUUUGAGAUUACUUACCCAUCAACAGUUACAGUACCUAGUUCUCUCACAACAUGCUAUAUCAUGUACAAUAACAUCAAGUAUACUAUGACUUGUGCUGUAGACAGUGCAAAUAAAAAGAUAAAGGUAUCAGACACUUUCUCAUCAGCUGUAGCGAGUGCUGGCUAAUCAAUAAAGAUUUAUUUAGGUCCAAUUACUAAUCCUGCAGAUUCAUAAAACACAUAAACAUUCUAGCUAAUGUCGUAUACUGAUAAUACUUUUACUUAUAAAAUUGAUUAAAUUACGGGUGGGCUAAUUCCAAGUUUCGCAUGCACUCUUCCUUGCAAGACUUGCUCAGCUACUGACUUGACUUAUUGCCUAUCAUGCUUUAUUGAUGUUUCUAGUAUAAUUGAAAAAUACUUUUAUAGCAAUAAAUGUCUCACUGUUUGUCCUUCUGGGUACUAUGCUGGAGACUAUCAAAUAUGUACUAAAUGUGAUGAUAGAUGCCUAACUUGCAAUCAAGCUGGCAAAUGCUUAACUUGCAACAAUACUGGAUCAUAUCCUAAUUUCCAUGGAGUAGACAGCAUGUGCUAUGGAACCUGUCCAAAUGGAUAUUUUGCUAAUUCUACAUUCUAUUGUGCAGCUUGUGAUUCAAACUGUAAGACUUGUAAUGUCAAUGAAACUAAUUGCACUUCAUGCUAUGCUAGUGGCUAAUACCCAUUCUUAGCUGACAAUAAAUGCAUUAAUACUUGCCAGAAUGGGCAAGUUUCUAUAAAUUAUACUUGUACAAACUGUUCAACCUAGUGCGUUUCAUGCCAAUCAACUCCAACUUAAUGUUCAUCAUGUUCAGUAGGAUAUCUUUAUGGAACGAAAUGUGUCACAGAUUGCCCUUCACCGUAUGUAUAAAGAGGUACAAAGUGCGUAGGAUGUGAUCCUAAUUGUGGUUAAUGUUCUAAAACUGAUGUGAACUAUUGUGAUAAAUGCGCUUCUGGAUACAUACUUUAUGAUUAAGUAUGUUACACCAAGUGUCCAGACGGCUACUAGCCCACUAGUAACAAUAUUACAUGUGAAAAGAUUGUUAAUAUAACAAAUGUAACUAUUACUUUCAACAAGACUGAUGAUACAGCCAGUCCUAUUUUAAUGUACUUCCCCUAUGCUUCAACAUAAACAGUGCUGGGAGGUGUAGUUGGUGCUGCAGUUUUGAAGAGUUCUGCAUCAUUGGUAUCAACAAAUCUUAUUGCAUUCUGGGGACCUUUGGAAUUCAUGUCAUUUGGUACUCAAGUUUACCUAGCCUAUGAUAAGUUAAAUAGUUCGACGUCUGCGGUUAGUAAUAGCACGAUUUAGAUAUAGCAAGUAAAUUCUAGAAGAAAUCUCUAAGAAGAUUACUAACUCUAGACACCUUAGACUAAUAUUUGGCCAUUAGUUUUCUAUGGAACUGCAUUUGCUUUUAUAGUGAAAUUUAUCAUGAACAUUAUCUUUGGAUUUCUGUUCUUCUUAAUAAUCUUCCACGAUCCAGGCUUUAGAGAAUACUAUGAGCAAUAUAAAUGGACUCCAAAGAUCAUUUUUGUGAUUGGAGUGCUAUUUUCGUUCAAAAUUUAUAGACUAUUUUACUCCAGAUUGUUUGGUUCUUUGAGAUUCUAUGUAUAAUUUGAAAAUCCUGAAAGAAUUCAUAGCAUUUUCAAUAUCCUAACAGUGCUAAAUAUUGUAUUUUCAUGUCUCCCAGUUCUUGCAAUAGAUAUAUAUGGCUUACUAAAGUAUGGAUGGGGAGGAUAAUUCUAUAUUAUAGUCAUAGAGACCUUAGCCAUAACAUCCUUGCAGAUUGGAUUCUAGACUUAUGAAUACUACAAAGUCGAGAAGGUUAUUGAUCCUUCUAAGUAACUAGUUUACAAUUUCCUGCCAGAAGACUUCCAGAGAGCAGAAGAAAGAAUAAUGAGAAUGGUUGAGGAAAGAUUCUAACGAUUAAUGGAUUAGAGAAGGUAAGAGGAGGAAGACAAAUAAAGACUUUUAAAGAAAGACCAAGAUGAUACUUCCAUAUUUGAUCCAUUCCCAGAUAAUGUCUAUGCUGACGAAGGAUUUUUACCUAAAAAGAAACUUAAGCCUGAUUAAAUAAAAACCAAGGUAAUCCAAUAUGGAUAGGAUGCUCAAACUGGACAAGAUUACGAUUCUGAUUUUGAGAAGAGGUUCAGAGCUUAGACACCAGACAUAGAAAAAGCAAACUAGAGAAAUGAGCAAAGAUUCGAAGUGAAGCCGAAUCCAGAUAAUGAGGAUGAGUCACUUACAAAUGCUCAGUAAAGAAAGAACAAAGGCAGGGAGAAGAAAAGAGGUAGAAAGGACAAAUUCCAUAAUGAUAUUGAAAAAGACAAUCAGAAGUUCCUUUAAGAAGAAGAAAAGUCAUCACUUUCCCCUGUGUCUCCAAAGAAACUCAUUGAACUCAGAAAAUCAAUAAUCAUUGAGGAAGAGGAAGAAAAGUUGCAGAGCAUUUAGGAAGAAUCACACUACACUGAAAAUCCAAUUAAGUCUACUGCAAUGGACUAAAAACUGCUUGAAAGUCAGAUUAUAGAGGAUGAAGAGCAUCAAGAAACUGAAAUAUUUGAGGAAGAGAAUGCAAUCGAUGGUCCAAAUCAAAUGUUUGACUAAACAAGAAAGCCAGAUGCAAGCUUAUUAGAAAGGGAAUCACCAAUGGAUAGAGAUUCUUCAAGACUUAUGGAAUCUCCAAAGCCUCAACAAAACUAGAAAUUGCUUGAAUCACCAAAAGCUAAAACCUCUCCUAGGAUUGAUUAAUAAUAACUUUUAGAAUAGUAGAAUAUUUAAAAGUAACAAGAGUUAGACAAGUUAGAGGAAGACAUUGAUUACAUGAAUCCAAAGUUCAAGUCUACUCUUCAGAUGCAGAAAGAAGUUGAGAUGCUAAUUAAGCCAGAACAAGAAGAUGAGGAAUAGAAGAAAAAAGAUAAUGAAAAGGAUAAAAAGAAAUAGUAAAAGAAAAAAGAGUAAGUAGAAGAAGAGGAGGACGAGUUGUAUUUAGAUAACAACAUUCCAAGUGAGAUGGGAGAACCAGACUCAGACGAUGACAAUGAAGUCAGAAUUAAAAAUAUAACUCAUCCAGAAAAGAAAAGAUUUAACGUUAAUGACAUUCUGGGUCAAUUUGAUUAAGAUGACAAGGGAAACCCAGUUAUUCUGCAAGAUAGCGAUGGCGAGUACGUAGAUAAAGACGGAAGCAGAGUAAACUAGAAAGGUUAUUUGAUUGAUGAAAAAACUGGAGAUGUUGUUGAAAAGGAAGGAGGUAAGAAGAUCUUUGAUUUUAAGGACCUGGAUGAAAGAGGAGAACUUCCAGCUCCAUACAAUCUCGAAAGAUUUAACUUCAACAUUCAUGAUGUUAGAGGGUAUUUUGACAGAGACAAAGACGGAAACGAGAUCAUGUGGAACAGAAAAGAUGGAGAUGGCAACCCAAUCGAUAAACUCGGAAGAAGAAUCAAUAAAUAUGGCUACCUUAUUGAUAAAGAUGGAAAUCUAGUUGAUAAGAGAGGCAGAAUCAAGUUGAAUAGCAAAAUAAUGGACAAGAAUGGAGGAGAAAUUCCCAUGAUUUUCAACUAUAAAGGCAAAAAGUUUGAUAUUAGAGAAUGUAUGGGAGCAUUAGAUAAGGACAGACAAGGCAACAUAAUCAUAAGAAGAGACAGAGACAACAAGAUGGUUGAUAAGAAAGGCAGAAGAGUAAACAACAAAGGAUAUUUAGUUGAUAACUAAGACAACGUAAUUAGUGAAGAUGGACUGAUGAUGUUCGAAAAGUUCUUGCUUUCUAAGGACAAUGAAAUACCUAAGCUCUUCCCAUUCCUGAAGUUCAAUAUUGACGAUAUCAAGGGAGAAUUUGAGAUGGAUCCUCUAGGAAAUCCAAUGUUACACAAGAGCAAACUGGGAUUUGUUGAUGACAAAGGAAACAAAGUAAAUGAGAAAGGUUAUCUGUUAGAUGAUAAUGGAAAUGUACGAAACAAGAAGGGUUUCUGCGUCUUCAAUAGGUUCAUGCUUGAGGACGAUGGAGAAAUUCCAAACAUAUUCAGAACUGGAUUAAUAAGGAAAGACACCUAAGAUUCAUUAGCAAAGUUGAUGGAUGAAAUUGAUGAUUUAGAGAUGAUUUAGGACCUUGAUGUGAAUGAUCCAAGGAGAAGAAAAACUCUCACUCAGCAGACUCUUGGAGAGCAUAAGAGACUCCAAGAUAAGAUAGAUUAAAUCGUUGAAGAAGACAACGAUGAUGAAAUUAUGAGAGAAAUUGAGUAACUUGCUGGUGAUUAGCCAUUCUCAGAUGGUGGUAAUACAUCAGUAGAUAGCUUAAUGGAAGACACUCCAAGUAACUAUAAUGCAGCAAAUUAGAGGUUUAAUGAAGUAGAGAAAAUCAAGAAUAAAGCCAAGAAGAAUAUAAAGAAACAGCAAUAGGUACCAGAGGAGGUUGAGUUGGAAAGUUAGUACUCUUAUCUUCCAGAUAAGAAACUGAAAGCAAAGAAGAAGAAAAAGAAGAAGAAGAAUAAGGAUGCAGAUAUUGACAGAGAUUUAUUGAUGGCCAAAGCGUAUGGUAAGAUAACUCAGUAGCAAUACGAGAAGCUACUUGAAAUGAAAAAGAUGAAAGAAAAGUAAAACAGUCAACUAAACCUGAUGCUUGGCAACCCCAAAGUCAUGCCUUAAAUGUCUUAAAUGCCUCAAAACAUGAAUAGAGAUGCUUCCAAUACAAAAAUGGCAGGUGUCCCUAGUAAAAGAAGCCCUUUGAAUGAUGGGGAUAUGCAAUCUGAAUUCGGAGGAAAUCAAAGCGUUAGAGAUGGCUUAUCAAUCAAGGCAUUCAAACCAAGUGUAAAGAGAGUAGGUGGUGGUUUUGCUCCUCCUCAAAAGGACGCAAAGACUGUUAGAGAAAGAGAUGAUAUCUAGAAUAAAUCAACAAUGAAUAGAUUUACUGGUGCUUAGAAAAAUAACCUGAUGAGUGGAACCAUUGAAAACAACAAUAAUGAUACUGCUUCAAAUAACUCAAACAGAAGGUACAUGCCAACAGAGAGAGACAGAAAACUCUCUCAUAUAGCAAAUUCAGUGUCUGGAUUUUACAAAGAAGGAAACCAUAAUCAAAGCGAGCAUUCAGGUACAAUUGAAUCUUCUCAAGCUAAAAAUUUAGUACAACGAAGACGAACUAAGUAAGAUGAUGGUACGAAUUUCAUUGAUCAAGAUUAAUUCAAAGCAACUGCAAAAGGAGGCUUUGAGUUAGACUAGUAUCAAUACAGCGAUAAUGAUAACUAGUCUCACAUUAGUGGGCGAACAAACCAAAGCAGAUUUAAAUCAAAAAAUAAUCCGAGACUAAAAGGAUUAGAAGCAGUUUACCUAUAGAGAUUGGAGCCUUCAGUCAAAGCAAGAUAAGGAGGUCCUACAACAUCAAGAAAAGAUGACAAAGCGAAGUUUAGAGUAAUGCAUCACAAAUAUCAUGAUGAUCCUGAGUGGCAUGUUGAUCCAGAUAGAGAUAGAGAUGAUUUAGAUUCUGUAAUCUCAAACAACUACAAUCAAAUGCUUGAACUUGAAUUCCAAGGUGCAGACGCAAUGAAAAAGAAAAAGAGAAAGGACAAUUCUAAGAGCAGGUAAAAUUUGGCAGGCUAAGGAUCAAUGAAUGACUCACAAGAUGGUUUUAACGCUCCAAACAUAUUCCAUGGCAACUUCAACCAGUAUAAGGAAAAGAAAUUUAAGUCUACUCUUCCCAGCGUUGAUUUCGCCAAGACCUGA
Messenger RNA from Stylonychia lemnae, 12753 nucleotides. Lineage: Eukaryota; Ciliophora; Spirotrichea; Sporadotrichida; Oxytrichidae. The record is from the annotation of a GenBank genome assembly.